This is a messenger RNA of Centruroides sculpturatus (bark scorpion), 3144 nucleotides long. RefSeq names its product nuclear transcription factor Y subunit alpha-like. Bases 160 to 1101 code for a protein of 313 amino acids. Gene Ontology annotation, biological process: regulation of transcription by RNA polymerase II. Lineage: Eukaryota; Metazoa; Arthropoda; Arachnida; Scorpiones; Buthidae. Gene Ontology annotation, cellular component: CCAAT-binding factor complex. The record is from RefSeq and is a predicted model, not a curated record. Gene Ontology annotation, molecular function: DNA-binding transcription factor activity, RNA polymerase II-specific; RNA polymerase II cis-regulatory region sequence-specific DNA binding. The transcript has 8 exons.
UUACAUAUACCGACGUGUAGUUCAAUGAAGGGAACAGCACCAAUAACGGGUAAGCAGUUGGUUUUAUGAGUGGCGAUUCGUUGUCCAUUGGUUCAAGAUUUCCAUAGCCAAUCAAGAAGGGACCACUGUUGCUUGUAUCCAAUAUUUAAACCAACUCAAAUGGAACAAUUCCAAGUAACAACAACAACAGCUGCUUCUCCACAAGAUACUGUUGUUACUGUUCCUGUUUCUGCCACUUCAGGGAAUGGUGAACAGGUAACUGUGAUGCAAAAUCUUCAACCUGUUCAAGUAACUGGAACACCUCAAGCUCAGGUAAUUCAAGUUCCACCAGGUUCUGCACAAGCACAGCUUGUUUCAGGUCAACAAAUUAUGGUGCAAGCUAUUCCCCAAGCUCAAACAAUACAGUUACAGGGCCAACCAGAUCAACAAAUUCAGCAGGUAUCAAACAUAAUAUUACAACAACCACCUCAGGGACAAUUUAUCCAGACAGCUGAUGGACAAACAAUUGUGUAUCAACCUGUUACAGUAGAUGGAACGAGUUUUGUUCCUGCACAAGGUGGGAUAAUACAAUUACCUGCUGCAUCAGUUGCAACUGUUGCCCCUCAGGUUGUGCAAACAACCACAGCAACAGCAACUACUACUACUGCUACUCCUCAAGCAAUUACUAUUCCUUCAUCUAUGGGAAUGGCAGCUGGAAAUAUUGUAAUGGUUGUUCCUGGUGGAGGGGGAGGCUUACAAGCUGUUCAGAGAAUACCUCUUCCAGGUGCUGAAUUGCUGGAAGAAGAACCACUUUAUGUUAAUGCCAAACAGUAUCAUAGGAUUUUGAAAAGGAGACAGGCUAGAGCUAAAUUAGAAGCUGAAGGCCGUAUACUGAAAGAAAGGAGAAAAUACUUACACGAGUCUCGUCACAAACAUGCUAUGAAUAGGAUAAGAGGUGAAGGUGGACGUUUCCAUUCUGGUUCGGUAAAGAAACCGGAUCCCGCCAGUAAUGAUGAUAGCAACAGUUCAACUAGUAGUAGCAUUAGCAUAAAGACCGGCAGUCUUGACUCACCUACUACAAAUAAAAGUAUCAUAGCUGCAUCUACUGGUAUCUGUUCGUAACAUUAUCCACAUAAUAAAAAUUACUUUAAGGAAGCUAAUGUGGUUUAAGUGCAGGGUCGAGUGCACAAGAACUGCAGGACGUAUUCCACUCGAUGUGUUCAGCUUUUAUACGAAUAAAUGGCAGCAAACGUUCAAAGAAAGACAUUAAUUUUGACUGCAGUGUUUUCAUCGUCAUCCACUAACCUAGAGGAAUGCAGUCACUUGAACUAACGAACAAUUAAAGGAAUGUCUUUCAUAAAAGAUAGGAACAGUGUUUGUGAUUUACAUAGCAGCAAAUUUUAAGAGAGGCUGUUUUAAUUGAGAGAGAGAGAACAUAGUCAAAAUUGUGUAAUAAAAAUCUAUAGUUAAUGAUUUUUAGGAAUGUUUUGCAACAAGGAUUUGAGAUGAAGUUGAAAAAAAUCUAAUCUAAUCUGCUGUGUGAUACGAACCCAUACAUCUGUUUUAAGAGAGUCAGAAUAAUUUCAAAUUUUUAACGAUGGCCAAAGUGAUUUUAUAUACAUAUAUAUAUAUAAAAAGAAAAAACCUUUAUAAAUUUAUGCACUCUUUUAAGAAAUAUAUAAUUUAUUUAAGAAAGGAUUUAGCUUUCUGUUAAAAUUUUUUUUAAUAUAUUAUUACAGUAUGAAAUUAAUAAUUGUACAAAAUUAGCAAUGUUCAAAUCUGAUUAAAAAAAAACAAACAUAUUUUCCUAACUCACUAAUCAGAUGCCAUUAUUUGAAAUCACUAAUAAUUUUUGCAGCAUAAAAUUUUGGAUAUUUAUUAGGCUCUUAGACAAAAAGAAAACAAAAAAAUAAAAAAUACUUUUGAUAAUUAUAAUAUUUAUUAAUAUCAAUAAAAAGAGAAAACUUUCUUCAGAUUUUUCUAAUUGCGUAAGCAAUCCAGCAUACAAAAUCCGAAUCAUUCUCCAUUCCAUCUAUCCAUAAUAGGCUAGAUUCUGACGGGUUUAAAAAAAAAGACGUAGUUACUGUAUGUUUUAAAGUCUAUAAACGUUUUAUAGUGGAUAUUUUAAAGUAUUUUCAAUCGAAAGACUGCAAUAUGAUCAUGUGCAAUCAUUACAUUUAAGUUUUAAUUUUAUAGUUAUUUAUGAUCUUAACAUAUCGUUAUAAAUAGAUAUUUAUGAUUUUCGAAUUUGUAAAUGUUUUAAGGAAUUGUGCAGGAUUUUCGUUUUUUGCAUUCCUUUUAAUUAAUCGGUAAUACCCGAAAAGGCAUUUUACUAACCUCCUCCAUCCCAGAGCAUAAAGCAAAAUAAGAAUUGUAAGAAAACCAGUCAUAGUUAUUGUCAUUUUUAAAUUUGGUUUGUUUCCUGGGGUCAGAGGAGGUUAAAAUGGCGAGCUUUAAAACAUCUUUGUUUUUUCAAAUAGAACAGUUAAGGUUUCCUCUACAGGUUGUGUUCCAUUCAAUUAAGGUUUUUACUUAAGAUUUUGGCUUUUAAAAUAGUACGGAGUCUUCCAUGUACAAAUGUUAGAGAUUUUCAGUCGAGAGAGAGCUUUUUGAUUUAAUCGAAACAAAGCAAUUGCGUUAAAUAUUAGGAAAUUUAAAGCUUGUUCUCGCUAUCUAACCAAACUAAUGCAAUGCUUUUAUUCAAUUGUGAUAUAUUUAGAGAAAAAUCUGGUUCAAUAUUAUAGAUAAAAAUUAUCUAUGGGUUUAUGUAAUAUAUAAUAUAUAUAUAUUUGUUAAUGUAUCGUUAAAAGUAAUUUUUUUGGCUUCGAAUUGUCAGUUUACUCCAGAGUUGUCUCCUGGUUCUUUGUAUAAAGUUUGUAAAAAAAAAAAUAAUAAUAAUAAUUUGUGAAUUUUGUUUAAUUUGAUAUUGAAUGUUUGUAAACAAAUUUUGAUGCAGUAAACUUGCUUCACUGCCAUUUGUUUCCCUGAAAAAGAAAAAUCGGUUAAUGGUUAUAACCAAAUUUAUUUAUAAGAAUUCAACGAAUAAAUGUUUCUUUUGUAUGUUUGCUAUUGUAAAGUUGUUCUAUUGUUUUUAUCUUGUUUGCCGAAUAAUCUAACACUGUUGUACAAUGAAGAAGCAAAAUUAUAAAUAAUGUACAUAUGUAA